This is a messenger RNA of Metarhizium brunneum ARSEF 3297, 552 nucleotides long. RefSeq names its product Glycine-rich RNA-binding protein 4 (gene RBG4). NCBI's taxonomy places the organism in Eukaryota, Fungi, Ascomycota, Sordariomycetes, Hypocreales, Clavicipitaceae. The record is from RefSeq and is a predicted model, not a curated record. Gene Ontology annotation, molecular function: RNA binding.
AUGUCGAAGCUCUUCAUAGGCGGCCUAGCAUGGCAUACUGAAGAGGCCACUCUUCGUCAGAAGUUCGAAGAGUUUGGCGCUGUUGAAGAAGCGGUGGUGGUCAAGGAUCGAGAUACUGGUCGCAGCCGCGGCUUUGGCUUUGUGCGCUACACCCAAGAGAAUGAUGCCCAGAACGCUAUAGCUGCAAUGAACAACGUCGAAUUUGACGGUCGAACGAUUCGUGUGGACAAAGCAUCCGACAAUAGCCCUCGCGGAGGGUAUGGAGGUGGUCGAGGAGGAGGUUCGGGAUUUGGAGGACGGGGAGGUUAUGCAGCGCCAAUGCCUUAUGGUCUUCCGCAGCAGUCCCCUGGUUAUCCAGUCGUCGCUCCUCAGAUGUACGCGCCAGUAGCAUAUGGCCGACCUUACCCUCAACACCCGGGAUAUGGCAUGCCUCCCCAGGGAUACGGCGUUCCGCAAUAUGGAUAUGCAGACCUUUCUCAGCAGCAACAGGCUCCCAUGCCUCAACACCAGCCUCCUCCUCAACCACCCCCUCAAGGUGGAAGAGGAUACUAA